AUGCCAGCUACUCGCAAAAGAAAGACCGAGUCUCAUGACGAGAAGGAGGCUCCUGCGACUACCUCUGCCCGCUCUCGAUCAAACGGCAAGACCGCUGCCUCUGAGCCCAAUGGCAAAGAGACGCGUACUAAACGCCAGCGUAAAACUGCCAAUGCUCCUGAAAAGUCUACUGAGGAGCCUGUUAAGAAAGCCCGCACAACCACCAAAAAGACUGAAGAAUCUACUGCCAAAACAUCUCGCCGUGCAACAAAACCUACAUCCAAAGCGGAGACUGCUAAACAGCCUUCUACCCCAAAGAAAUCUACCACUACGUCUAAACGUGAACCUUCUUCAACUUCAAAGAGCACUGCUGAACCUAAGACUGCAAAACCUAAAUCCAAGACGCGUACUAAGACUGAUGAAAAGGAAGAACCUAAGCCUAAAAAGUCGACAGCUGCAAUUACAGCAACCACUACCACCACCACCACUACCCUUGAAGCUCCUGCCGUUACUUCUCCAAAGCCUAAGGCACCUCGUACUCCCCGAAGUCGUGCUGCUGCAACUGCUGCUGCUGUUAUCAAGGCUACCCCUAAAAGAUCCACUAAGCCUUCAUUUAAUCCCAUUCCAGAAUUGCCUCAACAGCGUCUCAAUGUUUACGUUUUUGGCUCAGGGUCUAUCUGCGAACUUGGUUUGGGACCUUUGGUAACCGAAGUUAAGAGACCACGUCUUAACCCAUUGCUUCCAAUUGACUCUGCGGGUAUCGUUAAGCUGGCAAUUGGUGGUGCCCAUGUUAUUGCUCUUGAUCACGCUGGUCGCGUUUGGUCAUGGGGUCAAAACGACUCGGGUGUGUUGGGCCGCCCCACCAAAGAAUCUGAAGAUGAGAUUGAUGAUGACUGGAUCAUUAAUUCUAAGGAGUCUACACCAGCUUUAGUCGAGGGUCUUCCUGAGAAUGUUGUUUUUGUCGAUAUUGCAGCCACUGAUGAUGCCUCUGCUGCCAUCACUGAAGAAGGCCAUCUUUGGGCCUGGGGUACCUUUAUCGACGACGGAAAAAAGAGCUUCAAGACUGGUAUUCAAUAUCAGCGUGAACCUGUCCACAUAAAUACCAUUCGCCAUGUUGUCAAAAUGGCAGCUGGAAAGGAACAUUUCCUUCUUCUUGAUAAGAAUGGCGAUGUUUACAGUUGGGGCGUGGGCACUUCGUUCCAGCUUGGUAUGGCCGUUAAUGCCAACCUGCGCACACACGUAUUUGGUCCCCUGAAAAUCCCUGGACUCAAGAAAAUUAAAGACGUUUAUGCUGGUGAGUACACUUCAUUCGCUAUUGACCAAGACUCUAAGGUAUUUUCAUGGGGUCUCAACAACUUUGGCCAGGCCGGAAACCCGGAGGAUGUUGGUAGUGGAGCUGUAAUCAAAAAGCCUACUCACGCACCCUUUUUUGAUGACAAGAACAUUGUUCAAAUUGCUUCAGGUAACCAUCAUUCUCUUGCGUUGACUAAGGAAGGAGAUGUUUACGUGUUUGGUGAAAUGAACUUUCAUCAACUUGGUCUUAACCCUUCCAACCUUCCUGAAUAUACUGUACGUGAGGCCAAUGGUACUCCUGGCUACGUUCCUAUUCCUACCAAACUCGAGGGUCCCGAUGUUCCAAAAUUUAAGUUCAUUGCUGCUGGCUUUGAUCAUUCCUUGGGUCUUGCUCUUGAUGGAUCGGCAUAUACCUGGGGGUUUGGUGAAACCUAUCAACUUGGUCACGGUAAGCCUCCUGGUGAAGAUUCCCCUGAAGAUGAAGAAGUUCCUACUAAGAUUGAAAACACUGCGACGCGUGGUGUUAAAAUUGUUUUUGCUGGAGCAGGUGGUCAGUUUAGUGUUUUGGCUGGUCUUCCUAAAGAAGAGGAAAAGAAGGAGGUCAAGGAAGAGACAAAAGUAGAGUCCAAGGCUGUAGAAGAAGUUAACAAGGAAGCUAAGGAGGAAUCCAAGGAGGAUUCUAAGGAAGAGUCCAAGGAAGAGUCCAAGGAAGAGUCCAAGGAAGAGUCCAAGGAAGAGUCCAAGGAAGAGUCCAAGGAAGAGUCCAAGGAAGAGUCCAAGGAAGAGUCCAAGGAAGAGUCCAAGGAAGAGUCCAAGGAAGAUUCCAAGGAAGAGUCCAAGGAAGAGUCCAAGGAAGAAUCCAAGGAAGAGUCUAAAGAAGAGUCUAAAGAAGAAACUAAGGACGAAGAUACAAUAGAGGUGAAUAAGGAAGCCGAGGAAGGUGAAGAAUCCAAGGAAGAAUCCAAGGAAGAAGAAGCUAAAGAAGAGUCUAAAAAGUCUGAGGAGACUGGAGAAGAUAAGGAAACUACCACGAAGUCUGAUGAAAAGCCCAAGGCUGAUGAAGAACCUAAGGAUGUCGAGAUGGCUGAUGUACCUAAAUCAAAGGAGGAGGAGACUGAGACCGAAGCCAAGGAUGAAAAGAAGCCUAAUAGCGAGGAUGUUGAAAUGCCUGAUGCUUAA
Molecule: messenger RNA, 2451 nt
Organism: Magnusiomyces paraingens
Lineage: Eukaryota; Fungi; Ascomycota; Dipodascomycetes; Dipodascales; Dipodascaceae
Exons: 1
Coding region: 1-2451 (816 amino acids)
Cellular component (GO): cytoplasm
Molecular function (GO): guanyl-nucleotide exchange factor activity
Source: RefSeq, a predicted model, not a curated record